Messenger RNA from Pogona vitticeps (central bearded dragon), 939 nucleotides. The record is from RefSeq and is a predicted model, not a curated record. Lineage: Eukaryota; Metazoa; Chordata; Lepidosauria; Squamata; Agamidae.
AUGGACUGUGAGAAUGGCACAGACAUUGAUGAGUUUGUUCUUCUGGGUUUCUCUUCAGAGCCUAGACAGCAGCUUCUCCUUUUCCUCUUUUUUCUGGUGAUGUAUGGAGCAGCACUUAUGGGGAACGUCAUGAUGAUCAUUCUCAUCACUGUGGAUGCUCGGCUCCACACACCCAUGUACUUCUUGCUACGUAAUCUCUCUGUGGUAGAUGUGGGCUUCAUCUCUGUCACUGUGCCCCAAAUGUUGUCUCAAAUUAUUUUCUCUUACAAUACUAUACCUUUCUAUAACUGUUUGGUUCAGUUCUUCUUCUUCUAUGUGUUUGCUGUUUCUGAUCACCUCUUGGUGAGCGUUAUGGCUCUAGAUCGCUAUAUUGCCAUUUGUAAUCCACUGCACUACGUUACAGUCAUGAACCAGAAGGUCUGUGGACAUCUUGUGGUUGGCUGCUUCAUCAUUUCAACCCUUCACUCUAUGCUCCAUGCCGGCCUCCUCCUGCGUCUUAGUUACCAUGGAGACAAUCACCUCGACUACUUCUUCUGUGAUCAUCAGCCCUUGCUACAACUGUCCUGCUCAGACACCAGCCUCAAUGAAGCAGCCAUCUUCUUUGAAGCUGGAAUCAUAAUCAUUGGACCUGUUGUCUUCAUUAUACUCACUUACGCUUGCAUUGUGGCAACUGUGAUGAAGCUGUCACCCUCAGCAAGGCACAAAGCUUUCUCCACUUGUGGUUCCCAUCUUACCAUAGUGCUGCUCUUCUAUAGCGCGACCUUUGGUGUCUAUUUUUUGCCCACAUCUAGCUAUUCAUCCAAGAGGGGGUCUAUUUUUGCUGUGGUUUACGCCAUCAUCACUCCAAUGUCCAAUCCUUAUGUUUACUGUCUGAGGAAUAACGAAGUGAAAGUGGCCCUGAGGGAUUUCCUGGGAAGGAGGAUCCUUUCUCAGUGGUAA